GAUGCUGAUUCAGUUGAUCUAGAGACGCUGGAGGAACCUUUCUUCUCAAAAAAAUUUGCAGUCCUUAUUGACGUCCUGUCAAGAUACAGGCUAGAGGAAAACAUGAAGUGUAUUGUUUUUGUGAAAAGAAUAAUUGUCGCAAGAGUAGUUGCACAUAUUCUCCAAAAUCUGAAGUGCCUUGAUUUUUGGAAAUGUGAGUUUCUUGUGGGAUGCCACUCAGGAUUGGAGAACAUGUCAAGGAACAAGAUGGGUUCUAUCAUUGAAAAGUUCUCUUCGGGUGAGGUCAACCUUUUGGUCGCUACUAAUGUAGGUGAGGAGGGACUUGACAUUCAGACUUGCUGCCUUGUUGUGCGGUUUGAUCUCCCAGAAACUGUUUCUAGCUUUAUCCAGUCAAGGGGACGUGCCCGGAUGAAUAAAUCUAAAUACAUUUUCCUCCUGGAGAGGGGAAAUCAGUCUCAUGAGAAGUUGGUUGGUGAUUAUAUUACUGGUGAAAGCAUUAUGGAUAAAGAGAUUAAUUGGAGAUCGUCAAAUGAUAUGUUCGAUUGCCUUGAGGAGAAUAUAUAUCGAGUGAACGACACUGGUGCUUCCAUUAGCACGGCUUACAGUGUGUCUCUAUUACAUUGCUAUUGUGACAACCUUCCUAGAGAUAUGUUUUUUAUUCCUUCCCCAGCAUUCUUCUAUGUUGAUGAUGUUGAAGGAGUAGUAUGCAGACUAAUUCUUCCACCAAAUGCUGCUUUUCGUCAAGUGAACAGUCAACCCUGUCCGUCAAAAGAUGAAGCUAAGAGAGAUGCAUGCUUGAAAGCAUGCAUAAGACUUCACGAACUGGGUGCUUUGACAGAUUUUCUUCUGCCAGGCCAAGGCUCUAGAAAGACUAAGGUGUCAACAAUAGAUAUUUCUGAAAUCAACAAAGCUGAGGAUGAAAGUUUUAGGGAAGAGCUUCAUGAGAUGUUGAUUCCUGCGAUUCUAAGACCUUCAAGAUACAAACUGGACUGCUCGUUGAACUUGCAUUUCUACUACAUAGAGUUUAUUCCCAAACCAGCAGAUAGACAAUAUCAGAUGUUUGGUCUUUUUGUGAUCGAUGCCCUUCCGAAGGAAGCUGAAAAGUUGGACGUUGAAUUGCAUCUUGCUCAUGCCAGGAUUGUGAAAGCAGGAAUUGAAUAUUUGGGAAUGAUUACAUUUAACAAAGAAGAGAUGAUGCUUGCACGCAAUUUCCAAGAAAUGUGUUUGAAGGUUCUCCUGGACAGAUCUGAGUUCACCUCAUCUUAUGUUAUGUUGGGAAAUGAUGCUGCAUUGCAAAUGGAUUCAACAUUUUACUUGUUGCUUCCCAUCAAGCAGAAAUUCUAUGGUGAUAAGUUUAUGAUUGAUUGGCCAGCAGUGAAGCGGUGUUUAUCAUCACCUGUAUUCCAAGAUCCAAGGGGUUUGUCUCUGCAUGACUCAUAUUUGCCAAAUGAGUCUCUGAAGCUUCUUGAUGGAACAUACAGUAAAGCUGAUGUGAUUGGCAGUUUGGUCUUCACUCCCCACACCAAACUGUUUUUCUUCGUUGAUGUCAUUCUAGAUGAAGUAAAUGCUAAAAGUGAAUUCAAUGGUGCAACUUAUGCAGAAUAUUUUAAGGAAGGGUGUCAUAUCGAGCUAUCCCAUCCUGAACAGCCAUUUUUGAAAGCUAAACAACUCUUCAAUCUGCGCAAUCUGCUGCAUAACCGACAACUAGAGAGCACAGAAUCUGAGGGUCAUGAAUUGAUGGAGCACUUUGUGAAGUUACCUCCAGAGCUAUGCUCUUUGAAGAUAACUGGGUUUUCAAAAUAUAUGGGUAGUUCUUUGUCCUUGCUGCCAUCUUUAAUGUGUCGCUUGGAGAAUUUGUUGGUGGCUAUUGAGUUGAAGGAUCUCAUGCUAUCUUAUUUCCCAGAGGCUUCUCAAAUUAGUGCUUCCGGGAUCCUUGAAGCGCUGACUACUGAGAGGUGUUUGGAGAGGAUCUCAUUGGAGCGCUUUGAAGUCCUAGGCGAUGCUUUCUUGAAGUAUGUAGUUGGGCGCCAUAGCUUUAUUUCGUACGAAGGACUUGAUGAAGGCCAGUUGACUAGGAGACGUUCUGAUAUAGUGAAUAAUUCAAAUUUAUACGACUUAUCAAUUAGAAGAAAUUUGCAGGUAUACAUACGGGAUCAACAGUUUGAACCUACUCAGUUCUUUGCACUGGGAAGGCCAUGUAAAGUUGUUUGCAAUCCUGAAACAGAAGCGAGUUUACACCCGAAGAAUAUCGACCCCGAUAAACAAGAAAACUGUAACUUGAGGUGUACAAAGUCACAUCAUUGGUUGCAUAGGAAGACAAUUGCAGAUGUUGUUGAAUCACUUCUUGGAGCAUUUAUUGUCGAGAGUGGAUUCAAAGCUGCAUUUGCAUUUCUACAUUGGAUAGGAAUAAAAGUUAACUUUAAAGAUUCAGAUCUCUAUACAGUAUUAGAUGCAAGUUCUGCCAAUUUGUCUCUCAUGAAUUACAUCAACAUUUCUGAGCUUGAAGAAUUGAUAGGUUACAAAUUCAAGCACAAGGGUCUGCUUAUCCAAGCAUUUGUACACCCUUCAUUCAAUAAGCAUUCUGGAGGAUGCUACCAGAGGAUGGAGUUCCUUGGUGAUGCUGUUUUGGAAUAUUUGAUGACCUCGUACCUCUACUCAGCUUACCCAGAUCUCAAGCCUGGCCAUAUAACAGAUCUGAAAUCAUUAGCUGUCAAUAAUAAUUCAUUUGCUUAUGUAGCAAUUAAGAAAUCUAUGCAUAAGUAUCUUAUAAAGGAUUCUAAAUAUCUUAUGGCAGCGGUAAAUAAAUUUGAGAAUUAUGUUAAUCUUUCAAAUUCAGAGAAAGACUUUUCAGAAGAACCAGCAUGUCCAAAGGUUCUUGGUGAUAUUGUUGAAUCUUGUGUUGGUGCGGUGCUUUUAGAUUCUGGCUUCAACCUGAACCAUGUUUGGAAGCUAAUGCUAAUGCUUCUACAGCCUAUAUUGAGUUUCUGUGACAUGCACAUUAAUCCUAUGAGAGAACUCCAUGAACUUUGUCAGUGUAAUGGUUUUGAGUUAGGCCUUCCCAAACCUACAAAGGCUGAUGGAGAGUUCCAUGUCAAAGUAGAAGUUAACAUAAAUGGCAAGAUGAUUAGUUGUACAACAGCAAACCGGAAUUCGAAAGAUGCUAGAAAGUUGGCUGCACAAGAUGCACUUUCUAAACUGAAGAAUUAUGGAUACAAGCAUAAAAGGAAAUCAUUGGAGGAAAUUCUGCGUGUUGCCACAAAAAAAGAAUCAGAACUAAUAGGCUAUGAUGAAGAACCAAUCAAAGUUGAAGAUGACAUAUCUAUAGAAACUAAGAAUCUAAAGGAGAAUGGAAAAAUAGAGGGAAACAUCUUUUUCCAAAAUAAUGAAGCAUCUUCCAUUGGGAGAUAUGAAACCUCCAUUCAGAGUACAGGAGAUGGCAAGGUUGACAAGAAUGAUGCUAAUGAUGGAAGGAUGAAUAAGUCCAAUGUGGUUACACAGAAUGGUUGUCUACUUAGAGGGGCAGCUGAUAAAAUAAAUAACAAAGAGUACCACGGUGAUAUGGUACACAAAACAGCAAGGUCAUUCCUUUAUGAACUAUGUGCUGCAAACUAUUGGAAACCUCCUGAAUUUGAGUUAUGCAAAGAUGAAGGACCAAGCCACCUUCGAAAGUUCACUUGUAAGGUCCUUGUUCAGAUCAUGGGACCUACAACAACUCUCUUGGAGUGCUUCAGCGAUCCCAAGCUACAGAAGAAAGCAGCACAGGAGCAUGCUGCCCAGGGGGCUCUGUGGUGCCUCAGGCAACUUGGAUACCUACCAAAAGAUGAAACUCGUGUAUAGCAACAUUUCAGAUUUCGUGGUCUCCAGUUACAUAGAUAGGCCCCAUAUAUAUUUGUUAAGAUAUGCUUUGUAGACUCGGGAAACAUGCGUUCCGUUGGGAGAUGUAUGUUUGACAAAUGCACAGCUCUUGCAUGCAUCACAUAAAUAUAAGAUGCAAUUGGUAUUUUGUUCAAUCAGUUUACGUUA
Molecule: messenger RNA, 4023 nt
Organism: Panicum virgatum (switchgrass)
Lineage: Eukaryota; Viridiplantae; Streptophyta; Magnoliopsida; Poales; Poaceae
Product: endoribonuclease Dicer homolog 4-like
Exons: 16
Coding region: 103-3837 (1244 amino acids)
Biological process (GO): siRNA processing
Cellular component (GO): nucleus; cytoplasm
Molecular function (GO): ribonuclease III activity; protein binding; RNA binding
Source: RefSeq, a predicted model, not a curated record